GGAGCUUUGCCUGGUCUCUGGUGGAGCCUCCUGAGUCAGGUGUCUUUGAGGAUGCCAAUUUUCUAGCGGGGAGUUGGCUCGAGGUAAGCUGGUGCGAUUCCCACACCAAGGGGGUGGGCUAUGCAGGGUGACUUGCUGGAGGAUGUGACGCUGUCUGUGGUGUCAGCCCGGAGCAGUUGAGGCUCGUGAGUCAAUCUGCAAGAGAGGGCGUGCGGAAGAUGUUGGGAGCUGAGCUCGUCUCUGCCUGUUGAACCCGGAGCCCUUUGGGGUCGGGCUUUUGAGCUCUGCCUCCAGGAGGGCUAGGAAAUCCUUUUCAAGUGAAGAUGGAGAGUCCCCUGUGAUAGCAAGAUGAGUAGCCAGGGCUUUGGUGAAAAUCCCCAGAAUUGCCAGCCCGGGGUUUUUAUCACCUGCUGUGACCUGGAGCGCAUCCCCGCAGACCGCCCCCAUGGACCUGCGCAUCGGGCAGCGCUUCGUCAAGCCCGGCUCGGACACGGCCCUGCUUGCUCUGAAGCAGACGCAGCAGCUGCAGCACCAGUUCUUCCUGGCCAGCCUGCAUCAGCAGCAAGUGGAGCAGCUCACCCACCAGCAGAUGCGGGCGAACAUGGAGUCCCCGCACCACGAGGCAGAAGUUGGGCAGCAGGAGCAGGAGCUGCGGCAGCUCCUUAAUAAGGACAAGAGCAAACGAAGUGCGGUGGCCAGCACUGUGGUCAAACAGAAGCUGGCUGAGGUCAUCCUGAAGAAACAACAGGCUGCUUUGGAAAGGACCAGCAACCCCAACCCCUCUGCCAUGCCCUACAGGACCCUGGAGACGCUGGAUACCGAGGGGCCGGCGCCUCCUGUGCUCACCAGCUUCCUGGCUCGGGUCCCCAGCACCAUAGACCCCCCAGAGCACUUCCCGCUGCGGAAAACAGCCUCCGAGCCGAACCUCAAGGUGCGCUACAAGCCCAAGAAGUCACUGGACCGGCGCAAGAACCCGCUGACCCGCAAGGAGAGCGCGCCCCCUUCGCUGAAGAGGCGGCCGCCGGAGACUAUUGACUCGUCCCCCAGCAGCAGCAGCACCCCAGUGUCCGGCUGCAGCUCCCCCAACGACAGCCUCCCCGCGGAGCAUGGGGCCCUGCCCGCGGGGCCUGGCUUGGUGCAUGAGACGCCACUGGCCCAGCGCUUGAUGAUGCAGGAGAGCUCACUGGCUCAGUUUGCCCAGCAGAGCACGGCCACGCUACCAACCAUCACACUGGGACUGCCCGCUACCACCAGUGCCAGGGGAGAGGCAGACCGCCACAUGCUCUCCAGCCUGACUCAUGGACGGGUGCCGGUGCUGAAUGGGCCUGUCCUCGCUGGCACGCACCCGCCCAUGUUCAUCCCCGCCAGCUUGGAGCAGCACGAGCCUGGGGGGACCCUGUCCCCACGUGUCAUUAUCCUCGAGCCCUCAGUCACCCACGCUCCACUGGUGGCGGUGCCGGGCCUGGGGCCAGUGCCCUUCUCCUUCGCCCCCUCGCUGAUCCCUGCCGAGCGCCUUCCGCUGUCCGGGCACCACAAGCCGCUGGGGCGGACCCGCUCCGAGCCCUUGCCCCAGAACCCCAAGGCCAUCCAGCAACAGCUGGCGUACCAGCAGCACCAUGCCCAGUUCCUGGAGCGGCUUAAGCAGCAGACGGCUUUGGGCAAGCGCAUGACCAAGUCCAGCGAGAAGCCCCGUUUACGGCAGAUUCCCUCCUCUGAGGACAUGGAGGCAGAGGUGGGGCACCCAGAAGGAGGGGGCGGGCGCAGCGACCAGGCCAGGGGGCGGCUGGAGUCGGCCCGCCCGGGGGCCAGCAUGAAGGAGCCUGAGAGGAGCCAGAAGCCAAUGCAGCCUCAGGAGGAGCUGGUUCUGCAGCAGCAGCCCUACAUCUGGGAGCCCUACCAGCGCAUGCAGCAGCAGCUCCUCAAGCGCCAGCUCCCGGCCGACACUCUGGUGGCACCAAGCAUCCAUGGAGGGCACCGGCCCCUGUCCAGGGCUCAGUCUUCUCCUGCCACGGCCACCAUCUCCCUGUCCACCCAGGAGACACCCACCAAGGCGCUGGCUCUGCCAGUGCAGGAGCCGCCAGCCAAGCCGCACUUCACAACAGGGCUCGUGUACGACUCGGUGAUGCUCAAGCACCAGUGCUCCUGCGGGGACAACAGCAACCACCCGGAGCAUGCGGGGCGAAUCCAGAGCAUCUGGUCCCGCCUGCAGGAGAGGGGACUGCGCAGCCAGUGUGAGUGCUUGCGGGGCCGCAAGGCGACGCUUGAGGAGCUGCAGUCGGUGCACAACGAGCGCCAUGUCUUCCUCUACGGCACCAACCCCCUCAACCGCCUGAAACUGGACAACGGCAAGCUGGCAGGGAUCCUGUCUCAGAGGAUGUUCGUCAUGCUGCCCUGUGGCGGGGUAGGGGUGGACAGCGACACAAUCUGGAACGAGCUACAUUCAUCCAAUGCUGCCCGCUGGGCUGCGGGCAGCGUCACGGAGCUAGCCUUUAAGGUGGCCACGAGGGAGCUGAAGAAUGGUUUCGCCGUGGUGAGACCCCCUGGACACCAUGCGGACCCCUCCACAGCCAUGGGCUUUUGCUUCUUCAACUCAGUGGCCAUCGCGGCCAGACAGCUGCAGCAGAAGGGGAAACUCAGCAAGAUCCUCAUCGUGGACUGGGAUGUUCACCAUGGCAAUGGGACCCAGCAGGUGUUCUACCGGGAUCCCGACAUCCUCUACAUCUCCAUACACCGCCACGACAACGGCAACUUCUUCCCCGGCAGUGGGGCGGCUGAUGAGGUUGGCUCUGGCCUCGGCGAGGGCUUUAAUGUCAAUGUGGCCUGGACCGGCGGCCUCGACCCCCCCAUGGGAGACCCGGAGUACUUGGCAGCUUUCAGGACAGUCGUGAUACCAAUUGCCCACGAGUUCUCCCCAGACGUGGUGCUGGUGUCUGCGGGGUUCGAUGCAGCUGAUGGCCACCCGCCACCCCUGGGAGGCUACAAAGUCUCUGCCAAGUGCUUCGGCUACAUGACCAAGCAGCUGAUGAGUCUGGCAGGAGGAGCCGUUGUCCUCGCCCUGGAAGGUGGCCAUGACCUCACAGCCAUCUGCGAUGCCUCGGAGGCCUGCGUCUCAGCCCUGCUGGGCAACGAGCCGGAUCCCCUCCCCGAGGAGAGCUUGAGGCAGAAGCCCAACCCCAACGCCGUGCGCUCCUUGGAAACGGUGAUCCAGGUCCAGAGUAAAUACUGGAGCACCGUGCAGCGCUUUGCUUCCAAGGUUGGCUGCUCCUUCCUGGAAGCGCAGCACCACGAGGCAGAGGAGGUGGAGACGGUAACAGCCUUGGCCUCGCUGUCGGUGGCCGUGAUGGCAGAGAAGAGAGCACAGGACGAGCCCAUGGAGGAGGAGCCCAUGAACCAGUGAUGAGCGGAGAUGUGCUCCGAUGCUCCGAUGGCAGGAAGCGGGCUGGACCCUCCGAGCCCGCCCCUCGCUCUCGGCGUCCCGUCAGCUGCGUCAUCCUCUCCCUGUGUCACCGUCCCAAAAAGGACUGGGCCUUUGGCUGUGGCUUCCGCCUGGAGGGGAGUCUCCUGCUGCCCUCUUGGCCGUCCCCUCCCCACUCAGGACCCUUCUCCAAGCCCUCAGGCCUGCUAGGGCUCCAAGGGACAGACGGGCAGGAGACGGUCUCUGCCUCUCCAAACUGUUAUGCCAGCCGGGCGCAGAGCUGCCGCUCUCCAGGGGCUGUCCAAGCAGCUGGAUCUUGGGGUGGCCAGUGGCGGCCGGGCUGAUGUCUGGACUCAGUCCACCCUCAGGAUUGUACCAGGGUCCUACCAGGACCAUCCCCCCACUCCAUGAGUGCCCAAGCCCGGGGGGACACAGGUGCCUUUGCACUGGCCUUGCUACAAGGGUUUGUGACCUGCAAGGUGCUGUCCUCUCAGCCCUCAUGGCAGCCGCUGCAACAGUCACCCGGGGUCUGAGCCUCUCCAUUCUGAAUGGAAAGCCUUUAGGAGCUGGAUGACAUGCAAAUCACAUGUGAAUGGGAAAGAGCAAGGACUCGAGUGUCUUGAUGGCCCAGAACGGGACCCAGCCAUCUUAACCACUAACCCAGAGGCUCUACUCUCUGGCAUCCGGGGCUCUGAUUUGCACUAUAUACAGAUGACACAUGUGAACCCGGCGGCCUUGUCUUUGAGCCGGCCGGAAACAAACUCCUCUUCCUAUGGACGUUCACCAGGGGACGCGAGCCCUUUGAGCAGCCAGCGGCCUGAGGAUCCAUACUGGACAUAGGCUCCUGCCUCUGAUGUGUCCCGCUCCGCCGGGCGGUCGGCCUCCUUCCAAAGAAUAGGUGGUUGGGGCACUUCCCAGGGUCCUUAAGCUCCCAGGCAGCUGGCACAGGGCGUGUUAGCAGCUCAGAUGUGGGGGCAUAGCUGCUGGCACGGCACACACGAGAGAUGCUUGAGAGCCCCAGAGAGCCAAGGCCUGGUGUUGGUGACCCCCCGCCCCACCACUGGGCUCCUCAGGCAGCCGAGCCAGCUGGCUUCCUGCUCUCUCUGAAGUCGGGUUGGUUUUGUGCAAGGGAGAACAGGUCUUGCUGUCAUCCAGGGGUGGCACCCCCCUCCCCCCCCCAGGCUAGACAUGACAGACAGGGAGGAGUGAUGUGUCCAGUUACCCCCUCCAAAUGCAGCUGGCCUGGCGGGUGGGCGGUUUGCUAUGACACAGCUAGUCUGGAUCAUGCCCUCUUCUCAGGUAUGAUCCAGACCAGACUUUGCCAUCAGCUUCGGCAUGGCUGGCUGUCUCCGGCGCCUGCUCAGAGCAGGCCAGGGGGGUGCAUCUUCUCCCCACCCAUGGUUCUCAAGCCUCCAGCCCACCUGGAGGAGAUCCCCAAGCCCUCGGGCCACCAGGUCAGCAGAAGC
This is a messenger RNA of Gavialis gangeticus (Gharial), 4881 nucleotides long. RefSeq names its product histone deacetylase 7 (gene HDAC7). Gene Ontology annotation, cellular component: histone deacetylase complex. Bases 446 to 3397 code for a protein of 983 amino acids. Gene Ontology annotation, molecular function: histone deacetylase activity. The record is from RefSeq and is a predicted model, not a curated record. Lineage: Eukaryota; Metazoa; Chordata; Crocodylia; Gavialidae. The transcript has 25 exons. Gene Ontology annotation, biological process: negative regulation of transcription by RNA polymerase II; chromatin organization.